This is a messenger RNA of Biomphalaria glabrata, 3058 nucleotides long. RefSeq lists its product as uncharacterized. The coding region runs from base 1 to 2694 and encodes 897 amino acids. The record is from RefSeq and is a predicted model, not a curated record. NCBI's taxonomy places the organism in Eukaryota, Metazoa, Mollusca, Gastropoda, Planorbidae. The transcript has 19 exons.
AUGGACAAACGUGUUAAACUUUAUGUUCUUGGCAACCAAGUUAGCGAGAAGACAGCUAUAAUUCAAUCGUUGCUAGGCAACCAAGAUAGUGUUAACGUGUUAGCGUCUCCAACAUCCUUUUCUGUGUCGUCAGCAACAAACACUUCAGCAGGGAAUGUCUCUGUAGCCCAGUGGGUGACACAAUUUGCAGGCCUACAUAUUGAAGUCUGGGAUCUACCUGACGGAGAAAUUCAAAGAGAAGUUCUUUUCUCAGCUCUGACACCAGGACUGUUUCUAUUGUUACAUCCAGUUGAUAAACAUGACAGCAUUGAGAUGACUACUCAGUGGUCACAAAUUAACAACUGGUUUCCAGGUAGUUUUGUCAUUAUCACACUCUAUCAAACGUGUCCAUUAGACAACAAAGAAUUGACAAAAGUAUUGGAAGCUACUAAUAACAGCAUCCAUGAUUGGUCUCUUCAGAGGAAAGUGUCUUUCAAAAAGAAUUUAGCUGAAGUCAAAGGUAUAAUCAAAGAAGCAAAAAUAAAAUGCAGAAAUCAAAAUAGGAAAUUUGAAGGGAGAGCAUCCUUGAGUUCAUAUGUUUCCACAUUGAGGCAAGCUAUGAAGAGAACUAUUGUGAUGAACAAACCACCUAUAGUAGUCAAUCUUUUAAAUGGUUUGGGAAUAUCAACACUGAGAGAGAAAGUAAUAUCUUUAGCAUCAAGUGUCGACUUUCCUUCAUGUACUUUUGGAAAUAUUUCUAAGGAAUCUGGGUUGGAUGAUAUCAACAAAGCAUUACUAGAGUUGCUAGAGUCUGGAGAUAUUUUUAUUCCUUGGCAUCUGUUUGACCAGAUGUUGAAUGCAGAUUUACUUCUAGAUGUAAAUGCAAGAAAUCAGCAGGUGAAUAAAGCUAUCAAACAACUAGAAGAUGCAGGCAAAGUUAAAGUCUUUAAUCUGUCAUCAUUUAAGAACUCUGAAAAUUCUAGUUUUACUCAACCCAAUCAAUGUCCACAGUGUGGCAGAUGCAACAACCACCUUUCUUUGUUCAGUGAAAAGCCUAUUACAAAUCCUAUCAGCUUUCACAAAUAUAUUUGCAUAAAUCCUCAGGUCUUAGCUAGCAUGCUAUGCAACUGUUUUGUAUCAAGGGAUAGAAAAACAUUUAGCUUAGAGGCUUCCAAAUUUUGGCCCAAAGAUUCAGGCUUUAAGUCACCUGAUCCAAUAACAUUAGCGAAUAACUUAAACCUGAUACCAACUAAAGGAGUAAUAAGAGAGGCAUUGUUCCCAAUUUUAUGGCAGGAGCAUGAACUUUGUCAGACACAAAUUCAAUACAGUCUUGAUGUUUUAGAAGGUCUGGGUAUCUUGACAUCAACCAAGCCAGAGCCAACAGAAUGUUCUGGUUUAGCAAUGUCAGAAUUUCCACAACUUUCACCAGUUGAAUGCCAUGCAUUAAUCUUUGCUGAUCAGUUGCCUGAUACUAAACCAAAGCUGAGCUGGUCACCCAAACCAUUUUCUGGAGAUGUACAAGUCACAUGGCAACUGGUUGGAAUAACAGAUAUCAGCACCACUAACAUCAAAAGAAUGUUUGGAGUUAUUCAAAGAGAAUUUAAACAUAUUUGUCUUUUCUCUCACUUAUGGAAUAAGGGAGUGCUGCUGAAAUUUAAAAAUAAUUCAGCUACAGUUUGUAUGGAGCAGUCAUCCAAUGGUUUGGAAGUCUCAUGCAGGGUCAGUGGAGAUGAUCCUGGUCAAGAAUCGAUGGUGGUCAUGUCACUGUGGGCUCACUUAGUCCCAGUCAUUAGAGCUGUGGAACAUUUUUGUAACCACUUUCUGCCAGGUUUUCUUUACAAGGUCAAUCUAAUUCUAUUUGGCGAUGUGUUUUACAAUGUCAGUGAACCAAUGCCUGCUGAACCUGUGAUAUCUUAUUUCAAGCUUUUAGUAGCUAAGAGAACAGGCAACCAUUUUAUCAUUACAGAAGGUGGAACAGGAACCAUCAACCUGGAUUUACUUUUUCCUUUCAAUUGUGAAGAGUCUAGGAAAGUUUGGACACCUCAGGAAUGGAACCAAUUCGUGAUGAACAAAUAUGAUGAAAUUCUCAAUACUGUUUCUCCACAAUUACCAGCAACAUCACAUAGACAAAGCUUUAAAGUAUCAUGCAGGAAAUAUAAGCAAAGAAGAAAGAUUGCUGAAGUAAAAUGGAGCCAAAAUCUUGCAGAAGUCAAAUUUGAUUCCUUUAGUGAUUUAACUUUAGCAGAGUAUAUGGACAGUGAAGUGGUCAAAGAAAGUGAGCAUAAAGUAGAGUCCUACAACCCAGAAAAUAAUCCAGGAAAUACAGCUAGAGAAACAAUAACCCAGACCUCUGUGAAGAUGACAAAAUCAGAAUGCACACAAACAGAUGGAUGCCUUGAGUUAUCAGUGUCUGCUUCAGAUGAUUGGUUGAAAGAGGCCACAAGUGUUGCCUCUAAAUUUGUAUCCGCUGCAAUGGCUAGUGGAGUAGCAAAGUACAUCACAACUUAUGGUCUGUGUUCUGGAGGUAUACAAAGAGCUACUUCUGCAGAGAUUGCUGUAGCACAGAUCACAGAAGAAGCUGCUUCCGCUGUUUACAAUAAUGACAUGUACGCAGCAGCAAGGGCCAUUAUAAAAGCUGUACAAACUGUUCACGAGACAGAGACCAGUUCUAACAGGAAUGUCGCAUCCACAAGUAGACUUUGUACACUCCUCUAACAAAAAUAAUGAAUCGGAUUAUCUUUAUUCAACCACCUGGGACUAUAUAGUCUUACUGAGCUACUUAUUUGCAACUAUAUCCUAUGGCCUCCUUCAGAUACAAAGUGACUAUGGAUGUCUUAUAGAAAUGAGAUGUAUGCCUGGGCAUUAGCCAUGGUUCAAACUAUCUCACCCACUUAUGAUAUAAUUAAACAAUAUAUAUAUAAGAAUAAGAUCAGAACCCUCAUUAUGCUUCCUAUUUUCUACUUUCUUCUAGUAUUAGUGAGUUGGGAUUGUUUAUAUGGUUGCUUGACUUCAGAUUUGUAUAAUUUGAUUAAAAUUUUAAAUAUCGUUAAACAUUUUAUUGAAUGAUUUAUUAAAUUCU